UUGUAGAUAGUAAAUACUUUUAUAGGAUUAAUAAUAAUACCAACGUGAAUUUCAAAGAGAAUGCCUAAAAAUUAAAAACAUUCUCACAGCGACAGACACUUUCGGAGUAUCAAGUCGAACGCAUCUUAUAAUGUAUGCUAGAAAAUUGCGGGAAAUUGUUUGGAAUUUUGGAGUGUUUCCAGGAGGUAUAUGUCCUAUAGUUUACUGCCAGCUGCUACAGAUAUUUGGCGGCGUAGGUAGUACGUAGUUCUCUUUCAAUUUUAUUUUCUAAUGUUUUAAUGGGAAAAAUUAAGUAUGAGUAAUUUCUUUGUAAUUAGCUUUAUUAGUCUGUAUUUAUAUUUGAACAAUAGGUAUACAAUAAGAGUAUCACACUGUUUUAGGUAGCAAAAUGUAUUCUCUAGUUAAAUUUGUCGACGACGGCAUCUACUACAUAACUCCUUCAAAAAGUACCACAUUGAUAGAAGGAACAUUAGUAUGGGCCCCAUAUAAACGUAUGGGGUACUAUGAAGCGAAUGUAAUUGCUACAAAUAGUGAUAAACCAAUAUUAACACAAUUAAUGCAGAAAAAGAAAAAAGAACAAGGGAAAAAAGCAAAUUUAAAAGUACUUGAACACAAUGAAGAUGUGGAUGUUUCUUUUGAAAUAGACAAUGUGCAUGAUAACAGGUCAAAUUCAUUAAAAAUGAAUCAGUAUUAAAUGAUCAUAUCGAAGAAAAUGUUGAUAGUCAAUACACAGAAAUUGUUACACAUGGUGAAUUUAGUAAUGAAAUACGAAGAGAAAUAGAACCACCAGAGUGCCAACCUGUGGUAGAACCUAACAACCAAGACAAAUUAAUGGAUAUUUCCUGUGAUAAUGGGUCAAAUUCG
Messenger RNA from Anoplophora glabripennis (Asian longhorned beetle), 864 nucleotides. RefSeq lists its product as uncharacterized. The coding region runs from base 389 to 694 and encodes 101 amino acids. The transcript has 3 exons. Lineage: Eukaryota; Metazoa; Arthropoda; Insecta; Coleoptera; Cerambycidae. The record is from RefSeq and is a predicted model, not a curated record.